Messenger RNA from Fomitopsis serialis, 1292 nucleotides. RefSeq names its product Di-sulfide bridge nucleocytoplasmic transport domain-containing protein. Gene Ontology annotation, biological process: lipid homeostasis; nuclear envelope organization. The transcript is spliced from 5 exons. The record is from RefSeq and is a predicted model, not a curated record. Bases 1 to 1188 code for a protein of 395 amino acids. Gene Ontology annotation, cellular component: nuclear membrane; nuclear envelope. Lineage: Eukaryota; Fungi; Basidiomycota; Agaricomycetes; Polyporales; Fomitopsidaceae.
AUGGACUUCGAGUUCACCUCUCGACCAAGCAGCGUCGCGAAGCCUGCAUGGGCGUCGGGCGAUGAUGAUCCGAGCACCCCACGAAAACGACCUUUUACAGACGCGAACCCGCCUCCUCCAGCCUUCCCCACACCCUCGCACGCAGGUUCUUUCCCGACCUUCGGGCAGAAUAGCCACGUACCAUUCUUGUUCAACGAGCCCAUCCCACAAACACCACACACGCCCGCAUGGACACCACCCCCGAACUUCUCGCCUACCAAAGCCUUCCCUCAGCCCGAGAUCCACGAUGUGGACAUGGCCGACUCAAGCCCGUCUAGGCCAGGGGAGCAAUCGCCUCAUAAAGGAGACGACAAUGAAGGGGAGGGAGAGCGAGCUAUGGCUCUGGGCGCCGUACGGCGCGUGUACAGGUCACGACAGAGGGCGAGGGCACGCAGUAGAGCACCACGGGGUAAGAGCCGAGGCUUGGAGCAGGAUGAAAGCGACGUACCAGCGGGGGUAGUAACGCAGAACACUUCUAACCACUACACACUUAAUCUGCCUGGGCCUUCCGCACCACAAUCCGACCUGCCCUACGUGCUGCUCGGCUACUUGCAGUUCUUCUUCAACCUAUCACUUAUCCUGGUCUUCCUCUAUCUUCUCGUCCAGUUCAUCCUCACGGUGCAACGGGAUGUUGAGCAGCGAAUUUCAGAGUAUUCAAUGGAGAUCGUACAGGAGAUUGCACAGUGCGCCCUGCAGCACAAGUCGAAUCUCUGCGCCACAAGUCCGAUCCCUGCGAUGGCGCAUCAAUGCUCGGCCUGGGAGACAUGCAUGAACCGCGACCCAUCGAAGGUCGGUCGGGCGCGCGUUGGCGCGGAGCUCAUAGCCGAAGUCGUGAAUGGAUUCGUUGAACCCAUAAGUUGGAAGACCCUCAUAUUCACCCUCACCUCACUCGCCUUCCUCACCGUGUUCAUCAACGCGCUUCUGUCUCUGUACCGUGCGCGUAUCAACCCUGCAACACAUCAUUCCCCCGCACAUCCACCGAUGCCGGCCUUCCCCGUUGCACCUCCUGUCGCGUAUCCGCAACCACACCACUAUUUGUCGCCUCCGCCGGAAUGGAGCAAGUCGUGGUCAGCCGCUCAGGACGACGUCCCUCAGACGCCGAGUAGGAGACGUCGCCUGGAAGGUGGCAUGGCCAAAAAGAUCAGUUAGAAACGCCUUGACAUAACGGCGCUCUGGCAUUCUAUGUAGACGUGGAAGGGGCUUCAUGUGGUAUCUCCCGAUGACACUGUCUUGGUUCCUAUUUGCAUUAACAA